ACCGCUACAACGUGUUUUUAUCGCUGGCUGUCCAGACGGAAGGUGCUGAAACGCUUUGUCGCGUGUCUGGAAGAAGUGAAAACUUUCCUGGGCAGCAAAGGGCUCACCUUUCCUGAGCUGGAACAGCCAGAGUGGCUGGAAAAGCUACACUUCAUGGUAGACAUGACAGCGCACCUGAACAUGCUGAACACAGCUCUUCAGGGGAAAGGACGUACAGCCCUGCACAUGUUGGAGGAUGUUUUGGCAUUCGAGCGCAAGUUGACAGUGCUUGCCAGAGAUUUACAGAAAGGCACUUUGUCUCACUUCCCCAAUUUGAGAGAGUUCAAACAAGGUCACGACAUGAUAAUUUCGGAGUAUUUACAUUCUGCAAUCAUCGCAAUGCAAACAUCGUUUGGGAAACGCUUCUGUGAGUUCAGAGAGGAAAAAAACACAUUAUCCUUCCCGGUCACUCCCUUAAGCAUCGAUCCUUCCCUACUGAAUACGACUGCAUUGGCAGGUGUGAGUCAACCUGAUCUUGAGAUGGAACUGGCCGACAUAGCCGACAAAGACAUAUGGGUGUCCAAGUUUAGACGCUUGACAGCAGACCUUGAAGAUGUUGCCCGUCAGAAGGCCGUUCUUGCUCAGAAACACAAAUGGAGUGAUAUUGAAAACCUCACAGAUGACAGCUUGCGAUCCUGUGUAAAGAUGAAGGUGACAUCAUACAGCCCUGAUGUGCAGACGCUGUGCGCUGAGGUCCAGGAGCAGAAAUCCCAUUAACCAAGAUGACAGCUGGCUGACGUUAUUUUUGGUUUGCUGCUGGCGGAAAAUUUAAGUUCGGCGUUUUUCAUAAAUACAAGAAGGACUCAAAUAGACAUUGAAUAUUUUACUUAAAAGUAACUUUCAACCCAACGUCUUUUUUUCGGAGUUCAAAAUGUUUUUGUUGCAUGCAGAAAUGUAAUUUCGUUUUCUCUGCAGGAGUUCAUCAAUUUCAUAAAUGCAACACAUUAUAGUUUGUUUAUACAUAGCAUAAAGGCAAAAAAAACGUUGUA
Molecule: messenger RNA, 1028 nt
Organism: Hypanus sabinus (Atlantic stingray)
Lineage: Eukaryota; Metazoa; Chordata; Chondrichthyes; Myliobatiformes; Dasyatidae
Exons: 2
Coding region: 154-756 (200 amino acids)
Source: RefSeq, a predicted model, not a curated record